This is a messenger RNA of Racocetra persica, 1158 nucleotides long. The record is from the annotation of a GenBank genome assembly. Lineage: Eukaryota; Fungi; Glomeromycota; Glomeromycetes; Diversisporales; Gigasporaceae.
AUGAAAUCUAUCCUUCCCACCAAAGAAGGUCUUCUGACAAUGCCAAUUGAAACGAUUGACAUCAUAAUAGACUAUUUAAAUGUCAGAGACCUACAAAAUCUUUCGAAAUCAUGCCGACAGCUUCGUCGUGCUGCAAGGAUCUUUCAUUUUGGCGUUAAUUCACCAAUCUGGAAAGAUAUAACUAAUGAUUUAAUUAUCGCCCCACCAAUCUCAAAUUAUCGAGAUGGCGUCCUCAUCGAUGGAAACUUUUAUAUUGUUGUUCUCACUGAAAAUGCACCUAUGUGUUGGAUUCUAGAUUUUGCCCAAAGCACGGUCAGAUGGAUACAAGUCCCUAUUUUAAUUUCGAUGAAUCGUGAAGAAUACCAUCCGAUUAGAUCUACCGCUGGUGCCGCAAUAAAAAAUGAGAUUUAUAUGUUUGGUGGUGAAAGUAUAUUAACGGGGCAGCCAACUAAUAUAAUGUAUAGGCUAGAUAUACGGACCAUGAACUUAUGUAAGGUGAUUGUGAAUGGGAAUUACCCUACUCCAAGAUUAAUGCACUCCUUUGACUCUGUAGAUAGUGGUCAUAUAAUACUUUUUGGAGGACGUUGUAUGACGCAUGGAAAGGAACUUUAUGAUACAAAAGACAUUUUCAUUUAUAGCGUUGAUAAAAAUGUUUGGGUCAAAUACGAUCAGAGUUCUAACCUUCCGUACCCAAGAUCUCUCCACACGAGUGGUGUGAUCAAUGGGUUGCUGUACAUUUAUGGCGGCCAACACCUUACCUUCCAUUCUCUAAAUUCCAUUCACGAUGACGACGAUAUGUGGGUUUAUGAUAGUUGUAAAAACACUUGGCGAAAAUACCUAGCAUCGCCGUCAUCACGUUUAUGUCUUCCAAAAGAUUGGAUACCGACGAGUGGUAUAGGCCCCGGUAGAAGGUGUGGAGCAGCCAUAUUUAUUAUGCGUCGUAAAAUAAUUAUCUUAGGUGGAGCUCGAAAAUACAAUGAUACGGAAAAAAACGAAGAUAUGAAUAUUUUUUGUCCCGUAAAAAAAAAUUGGGAACGCGUUCAAAUCGAUGGUAUGCCGAGGCUAGAGUGUGUCGCAAUCAAGAAUCGAGGCAAUAACGUCUUUAUUAUUGGCAAAAAUCGUGAGGCGAAGAUCGUUAUGGGCUGGAUAAUGGAUUAA